UUUUUAUACGGUUGAUCUCAAUUGUUCCUCGUGUUGAAAUAUUGUCAUGCCUAAGUCUCGAAGAAAUAAAGUUAUUUCUCUAAGUAAAACAACAAAGAAAGAAUUUCAAACUAAAAAAAGUCUUGUUGAUGAGAUUCGUAAGUGCUGUGAUGAGUAUACAUCUCUUUAUGUAUUUUCCGUUGAAAACAUGAGGAACGAUAAGCUCAAAGACGUUCGACAAAAGUGGAAAACGAGUCGUUUUUUUUAUGGAAAAAACAAAGUAAUGGCUUUUGGUUUAGGGAGAACUAAAGAAAUUGAAUAUAAAGAAAAUUUACACAAAAUAUCAUCGGAGCUCGUAGGUAAUGUUGGAAUCAUGUUUACAAACGAGUCACAACAAGUUGUGAAAGAAUGGUUUGAAAAAUUUUCAGAAGUUGAUUACGCCCGAUCAGGAAAUACAGCUACACAAACCGUUACGAUACCAGAAGGACCUCUUGAUGAAAAUUCAUUUCAGUACACAAUGGAACCUGUACUGAGAGCCCUUGGUUUACCAGUUAUUCUUCAAAAAGGUGUGAUUCACCUCACUCAAGAAUAUACAGUCUGCAAAGAGGGAGAUACACUUUCGCCUGAGCAAUGUAAAGUUUUGAAACUUUUUUCAUAUCCUUUAGCAGUAUUCCAUAUUACAUUAAAAUGUGUUUGGCAUUCAACAGGACAAUUUGAAUUGUUUAACACUGAAAAUGAAUAAUCUUUUUGCUUUAAAAAGAACUUUU
Messenger RNA from Hydra vulgaris (swiftwater hydra), 746 nucleotides. RefSeq names its product mRNA turnover protein 4 homolog. The record is from RefSeq and is a predicted model, not a curated record. Gene Ontology annotation, cellular component: preribosome, large subunit precursor; nucleolus. NCBI's taxonomy places the organism in Eukaryota, Metazoa, Cnidaria, Hydrozoa, Anthoathecata, Hydridae. Gene Ontology annotation, molecular function: RNA binding. Gene Ontology annotation, biological process: ribosomal large subunit biogenesis; ribosomal large subunit assembly; nuclear-transcribed mRNA catabolic process.